AUGACAUCUAUCAGCAGUGAAGUAAAUACAAAUAAACUUAAGUUUAGUGUGGACAGUAUUUUGGGAAAUAAUGAGACUUCAAGUGCGAAUUCAGUUGCGGAAGUGUCGCGGACCCAGGAGCCUCCUUGUGCUGGGUGCGUAGCAGCUCUAUAUCGGUGCUGCAGGGACGAACCUCCCCUUUUGCAACUGCCGCUCUCUGUUCCCUAUGCGCAUUUACAUCCAGCUUUAAGACCAACGACUGUAUAUCGACUGCCCAUUCCAAGAGCAUCACCGCCUCAACAACAGUCUGCACCUCGCUGCGACGUAACGUCCAGCGGAAAACGUAAGCGCUCUUGGUCGCGAGCUGUGUUUAGCAAUCUACAGAGGAAGGGUCUGGAACGACGCUUUCAGAUACAAAAAUAUAUUACGAAACCCGACAGGCGGCAACUGGCGGCUACUCUAGGACUAACUGAUGCUCAGGUGAAGGUGUGGUUUCAAAAUCGACGUAUGAAAUGGCGGCACACGAAAGAAGGUCGUGCAGGUCUCGGAGGAGCUAUGGGCGCGAUGAAAGAUCCAGAUUCUUCAAACAUUGCCUACGACGACAAUGAAGAUGUGGACGUCGACACACUUAGUGAUUAA
Parnassius apollo (apollo) is the source of this 618-nucleotide messenger RNA. Lineage: Eukaryota; Metazoa; Arthropoda; Insecta; Lepidoptera; Papilionidae. The record is from the annotation of a GenBank genome assembly.